AAUCCCCUGGAUACUUUGUCCAGGGGUUGACUGUGUCCUGUGACACUGCUGUAGUAGUCUAGUAUGGAAUACCCUAUAGACGAACGUGACUUUUCCGUUUCUCACCCUACUGUUUAUUUGGAAAAGCAAAAGUGGCUUCUUUGUGCUUUACACGCUCUUAACAACUUGCUUCAAGAUUCCGAGGCUUUCUCGAAAUCGGAUCUAGACUCCAUUUGUGAGAGUUUGUCACCAAGGUCUACCAGACAAAGUUUUAGUGUGAACCCGCACCGCAAUUCAUUGGGCUUCGGAAACUACGACGUCAACGUUCUCAUGUGUGCCCUUCAGCAGAAGAAGUUAACAGCAAUUUGGUUUGACAGAAGAAAGUCAGUGGAAAUUCUUCAGUUUGAAAACAUUUACGGCUUUAUAUUGAACCGACCAGUUCGAGGACUUCGACUUUCAAAGUUGCUUAUGCUUGGCAGGAAAUCUCUCCACUGGACAGCUUUAAGGAAACUAAAUGGUAUAUAUUACCAUCUGGAUUCAGGUAUGCCAGAUCCCAUAGUUAUUGGCAAAGAAGAUGCUGUGAAAAGUUUUAUUCAAAGAGAACUAGAAGACAAUGACCAUCACCUUUUGGUUGUUAUUAGCAAUGAAGCUCAUACUUCAAGUUCUUGGUUACGUAAUGAGGAAAGCACAUAGCAGCAGUAUAUGUACCACUGUAAUGUACUGGAUCACUGCAUCUUUGUUGCACCUAUUAUGCGGAUACAUAAAGAAUGGAACGAGUUGCUGCUUUCACAUGGCACAGGAUCAGAGUACAGGAUAUAAUCCCUGCCACAGGAUAGUGUACAAAUGGAGUUAUAGUAAUGACGAUGCCGUGUAGGAGGUUGAGGUUUGUAAGCAAGCUUUUCCAUAUGGUAUAUGUAUUCAUUGAAUUUAACUAUAAUCAUCUAAAUGACACAGAAGGUACUUUGCAAUUAACCAUCAUUGUAUUACAGUAUAACAUAUUGUAAUGCAUUAUCAGUUAGCCAGGCACCGGAUUGUUCGUAGAACACAUUACACAGGUAAAACAUUUCAUUGUCUACUGGUCUUUUUGUGGUAAUUGCAUGUGUAUGAUACUUUAUUAAUUAAGCUAUUGUUUCCAUACUCAAGAAUGAUUUGAUG
This is a messenger RNA of Corticium candelabrum, 1134 nucleotides long. RefSeq names its product josephin-2-like. NCBI's taxonomy places the organism in Eukaryota, Metazoa, Porifera, Homoscleromorpha, Homosclerophorida, Plakinidae. Gene Ontology annotation, biological process: protein deubiquitination. The coding region runs from base 64 to 672 and encodes 202 amino acids. Gene Ontology annotation, molecular function: cysteine-type deubiquitinase activity. The record is from RefSeq and is a predicted model, not a curated record. The transcript has 2 exons.